GACAUGUGCUUAUUCUAAUUUGUUUAAAAUGAUUUCUGAAAAUACUCAGUCAAAUGAAAAUGUGGAAAUUAAAGCAGAAUUGGAACAACCAAAAAAUCAAGAUGAUGUUUAUGAUUAUUUAAAUCGUGAUGGUUUUACUUCAGAAAUAUUUAAAGUUGAAAUACGUGGAUUACCAAAGUUUUAUGGCAUUAGUGAGUUUAAAAAAUUAAUGAGCGAUAAAUUAUCAUUGGACUGCGUUAAAAUAAAAACUAUACGUCCGGGUAAUCCUUGGGCCUUUGUAUGUUUUCGCAGCGAAGAUGAUCGAAAAAAAGCUCUACAAAAAAUAAAUGGAUUUCAGUGGAAAGGCAAAUCAUUAUCAGCACAUGAAGCCAAACCAGCACCAGACCCUUUGGUCAAGAAAAGAAAACAAUUAGAAGCCAUUGAUCAAGCUACAAAAAAAAUUAAAGAUAAUAUUUCACAAGAUGAAAAACUGAAAAAUUCUACCACUCCAUAUUGGAAUCUAACUUAUACAGAACAGCUGGAAAAGAAGCAAAAAGAAAUUCAAAAUUUAAAGGACUACAAUCAUCAAUUAAAGAAGUGGAUGCAGCCAUCACUAAAAACUUGGCUAGAUAAACAAAAGAAUAAAUACAAUGGAUAUAUUUGUGAAUUAUUAAAUAUAAUUCCAUCGCCAGUGGAAAAUGGAUAUCGUAACAAAUGUGAAUUUUCUAUAGGAUUGGAUGAUGAAAAUCAUUUGCCCACAGUUGGUUUUCGAUUAACUAGUUAUGAUAAAGGUUCCACGGCAGUAGCUCCAGUUGAGGAAUUGAAUCAUAUACCAGACCAAAUGAAAGCUGCAGUAAAAGCUUUUCAAAUAUUCGUAAGAAAUUCAAAAUAUAGUGUAUUUUCACCAGAAGACCACAGUGGAUAUUUUAGGCAAUUGACCAUAAGGAUCUCAAAUUUUACAAGAGAAUUAAUGCUCAUUGUUGGCAUACAUCCUCAGAAUUUGACUGAAACUGAAAUCACAGCAUUCAAGGAGGAUUUGAAAGAUUUUUUUUCAUCAGGUGAAGGAAAAGAUAUUGUAGUCAAUUCUUUAUAUCUGCAAUUUAUUACAAAACGAUCUUCAGGAGAGGCUACUUUAGAUGUUAUACAUAUUAUGGGAACAACUCAUAUAACUGAUCAAAUUCUCGGCCUGCAAUAUCAAAUAUCUCCAGAAGCUUUCUUUCAAGUAAAUACCAAAUGUGCCGAGAUUUUAUAUACCAAAGCUAUAGAAUUAAGUAAACCUACUUCUGAAACAACUUUGUUGGAUAUAUGUUGCGGAACAGGAACUAUUGGACUAUCAUUUGCUAAGGUGUUAUGUUCGGAAUGGCAAUAUCGAUUAUCAGAACCCGUGUAUAUAUCAGAGUACAACGAUAUAUCGGGCUCAGUCGGCGCUGAUGCGCUGAAAAUCAUGACUCCUAAUGCCGAAUGA
Molecule: messenger RNA, 1444 nt
Organism: Ctenocephalides felis (cat flea)
Lineage: Eukaryota; Metazoa; Arthropoda; Insecta; Siphonaptera; Pulicidae
Product: tRNA (uracil-5-)-methyltransferase homolog A-like
Biological process (GO): RNA processing
Molecular function (GO): RNA methyltransferase activity; nucleic acid binding
Source: RefSeq, a predicted model, not a curated record